AUGUUUUUUCGUAGAUUAUGUCAACUGCGUUCCGCUUUUUCCUUCCUGGUUUACAACAAUUUGAAACGUGAACAGUGGAGGUCAGUAGCAGGAUUCACUUGUGGAAAAUAUGCCUCCUUAGCGGGGACACCUCGCCGGAGGAUCUGGCCGUUAAGGUGUCACUUUCACAGCGAUGUGGGUGACUUGUAUGAAAAGGAUGCUGUUCAAAUGUAUAUCCGGCAACUCAUGGAGGACCACAAAACUUUGGGCCAAAAGUUGGACCGUUCAAACAUAAGCGAAGCUGACAGGAAAGCGAUGGUCAAGAAACAUGCUGAGCUACAGCCUUUGGCAAAUGUCUUUUACAAUGUGGAACGGGCGAUGGAAGAUCUUGAUGAAGUGCAAUCGAUUUUACGUUCCCCGACUGGUUCCAAAGAUGAAACAGAGCAGUUUUCCCAGCUGCUGAAAGAAGAGGAAGCGCUGAUCUUGGACAGGAUUUCACGCUUAAAAAAAGAGUUACUCAAAGCUCUUAUGCCAAGGGAUGCCCUGGACUCUAGCAAUGUUCUACUGGAAAUCGUUUCAGGACGAACGACGGGAGGCGAUAUAUGUCAGCAAUUCAGCAGAGAAAUGUUUGACAUGUACCAGGGUUUUGCCGCUUACAAGAACUGGGAUUUUGAGAUGUUGAACUACACUCCUGCUGAAUAUGGUGGUUUGCAUCACGCGGCUGUGCGGAUAGCUGGUGAGGACGUGUACAGAUAUCUCAAGCAUGAGGGGGGAACACACAGAGUGCAGAGGAUUCCUGAGGUGGGUCUUUCCUCAAGGAUGCAGCGCAUUCACACUGGAACUAUGACUGUCAUUAUCCUACCUCAGCCUGUUGAGGUGGAUGUCAUCAUCAACCCUAAAGAGCUGCGUGUUGACACAUUCCGAUCUCGAGGUGCUGGGGGUCAAAGUGUCAACACCACUGACAGCGCAGUGCGCAUUGUUCACCUUCCCUCAGGUAUUACAGCAGAAUGUCAACAGACUCGCUCUCAACUGCAAAACAGAGAAACUGCUAUGCGCAUGCUAAAGGCCAGACUCUACCAGCGUAUGAUGGGUAAAGAGACUGAGCAGAAGCUUUUAGCCCGUAAGCAACAGGUGGGAACUCGCUCACAGUCGGACAGGAUUCGCACGUACAAUUUCAGCCAGGAUCGAAUCACAGACCACCGGAUAGGCUACAUUUGCAGAGAUAUUAAGGAGUUCAUGCGAGGAGGUGAAGCGCUUGAUGAGCUCAUCACUGCCGUACUUGAACACUUGGAAAGGGAGGCUCUUCUGGACCUGGUGGAGAACAGCAGAAGCACUUUGCACACUUCUGCAGAAUGA
This is a messenger RNA of Nerophis lumbriciformis (worm pipefish), 1335 nucleotides long. Lineage: Eukaryota; Metazoa; Chordata; Actinopteri; Syngnathiformes; Syngnathidae. The record is from RefSeq and is a predicted model, not a curated record.